Molecule: messenger RNA, 723 nt
Organism: Danio rerio (zebrafish)
Lineage: Eukaryota; Metazoa; Chordata; Actinopteri; Cypriniformes; Danionidae
Gene: uts2a
Product: urotensin 2, alpha
Biological process (GO): regulation of blood pressure; blood vessel diameter maintenance
Cellular component (GO): extracellular region
Source: RefSeq, marked validated
ACCUGACAGGAGCUGGAGCCGCUGUAGAGAUGAUCUGUAAGCUGUUUGUGUUCUGCUCUGUGCUCCUGCUGUCCUGCAGUCUCCUUUCUGCUCAUCCCGUUACAGACACUGCUAAAAUGACCAACAUUGGCCCGGAUUCAGUGGAAGAGGCCGGAGGUGUCAGUAUAGAUGAUUUCUCUGUAUCUGACCUCACUGAUGUCCUGCAGAGGGCAGCAGCCGCAGCACAUUCACCACUGCUCAACAGAGACAGUAUCAAAAUGUCUGGGCAGAUUUCUAAAGACGCUCUUAAAGAGUUUCUGCUGGAAAAGCCAUAUCGCCUGGUUCCUCCCAGUGGUCUUUUGGGGAGCAGAAGGCAGUUCAGAAAGAGAGGUGGCGGUGCAGACUGUUUCUGGAAAUACUGUGUUUGAGACAUUCACCACACACUCCACGCAGUCACAGGGCUUUUAUAGACUUUCCAACCACUCUGGACUCACAAUUAUACAACAACACAAAUGCAAAAUGUACAAGACAAAGUUACAGACACAUGCAAAAACUUGUAAUGUAAUGUAAAAUAUCUGCCCAUUUCUUUUUCUACACACAUCUAGCUUUUAAUGCAUCUAUGCAUUUUUACUGAGAUCCAAUAUUGAAAUACUUCAUUGCCAAUACUAUCUUUACAGAAGAGAGCAACAGCCGUGUGUUAUAAAGCGUGAAACUCUAAAUAAAUGCCAAAAUAAAACAAUAAUA